Fusarium tjaetaba is the source of this 312-nucleotide messenger RNA. RefSeq lists its product as uncharacterized. The coding region runs from base 1 to 312 and encodes 103 amino acids. The transcript has 2 exons. The record is from RefSeq and is a predicted model, not a curated record. NCBI's taxonomy places the organism in Eukaryota, Fungi, Ascomycota, Sordariomycetes, Hypocreales, Nectriaceae.
AUGAUGCGUGUUCCUCGACAAUCCUUUUCCACUGCCGCCCGCAUCCAUCCCAACAUUGUUCCUCACCUUCGCCCCCAGAAGAGAAUGUCCUUUGGAAAGCUGGUCAAGCCCGUCGCGGCUGUUGUGGCUAUUGGUUACGGAGCAAAGCUAUCACUCGAAAUGGCACAAAGACGACGCAUCGCUCAGAUGGAAGCCACGGAGCGCGAGAAUGCCGCAUACCGAGAGCGAAAUGAGGCUCUCAUGAACAUGUACGGUGAUCGAUCAAGCCUCGACGAACUCGAAAAGGCCGUUCAAUAUUACGAGAAACGAUAA